Messenger RNA from Rhizophagus irregularis DAOM 181602=DAOM 197198, 558 nucleotides. RefSeq lists its product as uncharacterized. Lineage: Eukaryota; Fungi; Glomeromycota; Glomeromycetes; Glomerales; Glomeraceae. The record is from RefSeq and is a predicted model, not a curated record.
AUGGGGAACGAUGGUUUUGCUACAGCAAUAUGGAAGGAUGGUCCAUUAUAUUAUGACGAUAUUGAACUUGUAUAUACAAGAGGUCAGAAUAAAAAAGUUGCUUUAAAACGUUUAUGUAACUCCAUACCCUUCAAAGCCCAGGAUAUAUUCUUAAUAAGUUGGAGAGAAGAGCGCAGAAUAAUUGGAUUAUACAGAAGCUCAUCAAAGAUUUCUUCUGAGAUGAAGGGAAGACUGCUUCCACAAAGUCCUCCAGAGUAUAUAAGAAAUUUAUUUGAUUGUGGAAGAGGCCGACAAAAAGGGAUUAAUGAAUCUCUUCUAAAUGAGAUACGUAAAGAUCCUGAAGUAUAUGGAAUAUCUCAAAAUCCAGAUACAAUUGUGGUGAAAAAUAUUGGGAACGAAAUAAUUGAUGAUUCAAUUCAAGAAAUGCGUUUAAAAAUCAAUCAUUACAGAGAUAAUAUAUUUGAAUGGAUACCAUACGAUCAAUUUAAUGAAAUUAAAAAAAAUACACAAAGGAGAGUCCGCUACGGCAAUAUGGAACGAAGGUCCAUUAUGUCAUGA